AUGGCUGUCAUUGUAUUGCUUCGGCUCUACGAUGGAAAAUCCCUUCCUGAAUGGCCGUACGGCAUAACCAUUAACUCGGUUCUGUCAUGGAUCACGCAAAUUUUAACUUCGUGCAUCGUCGGAGCAGCUGCACCAUGCCUGAGUCAAUCUAAGUGGAUUCAUUUCAGCACUGGUUACAGGCCACUUGCGGAGAUGGACACAUACGACUGGGCCAGCCGAGGACCGCUUGGCUGUGCGGCGUUUAUAUGGAUAUCGAGAAUGAAACGUUCUGCUGCAGUUGGCGCCAUUAUCACGAUCUUGUCUAUCGGUGUGGGGCCUUUCGUACAGCAGAUGGCCACUGUCAGAAACCAACUUGUACCAUCUAGCAUUCCUGCGUCUAUGCCCCGAGCAGGGUCAUAUCAAGUCAUGGCCCAAAGAACUUCAAAUCAAGAAGCAAUGGGUUGGGAGAUUAAUGAAGAGUCGAUCGCUAUCUACAAUGCCGCGCUUGGCCAGUCAAACACUUCCGCAAGAGUCAAGCCUGAUUGUCCAACAGGCGACUGCGACAUCCCUCCUUUUCGAUCACUUGCUCUUUGCUCCCAUUGCAGCGAUGUCUCACAUCUACUGUCUUCCAGCUCCAACCCGGUACCCUGCUACACAGACUACAGUGUAUUCAAUCAUUCUUUACCCACUGGGCUUAAUCUCAGUUAUACGAAUAUACCGUUUUUUUCCACGAACUCUGGGUCUGUUUCAACCGGCGCCAAUAUUGAGGGUUACCGUGAUGAGUACCUGCCUCCUAGAUCGAGAAGCUUUUGGCUAAAUGCGGUCCUGAACCUUACCACAAUUCGUGUCGCUGGGGUUGCAAACCUUUCAGACGCCACUGCUUCCCAUUGCUCGUUAUAUUGGUGUGUCAAAACCUAUUCAGGUGGGGUGAAAGGCGGUCAGGCAUACGAGACAGUGUUAGAUACAUAUUAUGAAGCUGAGGCUACAUAUCCAGUUACAUUUCGACUUCCAGCCAAAACAAAUUUACCAGCAGCCAAUUUCACCGUCCAUGAUGAAGGAAAAGGAGGUCUCCAAAGAUGGCUAGCAGAUAAGUUUGAGUUCAGGACUGGAUUUGAUUUGUCUUGUAUUCAGGAUUGGGGGAACUCUGAAACUUUGGUUUCCAUCGAAAGCGGUCCAUCCACUACUGAGUUUACCCAACCCUUUAUAAGCUUCAAAACGCCUGAUCUAUUUGCGAGGAUUGCCGAUGGAUUGACCGCCCAUGUGCGGACGGUACAACCGUCAGUCGAAAGCGCAAAAAUGGCAGGAGGCACGAGGUCUUCAACAGAACAUGCCCUCGGCAAAUCCUGGGUCAUGGAGACCCAAAUCCAUAUUCGAUGGGUCUGGAUAACACUGCCCGCAUUUUUAGUUCUAUUGACAAUCACUUUCCUUGUUAUGGUCGUCUUGCAAAGCAAACAAAGAAGGCUAGAUUUAUGGAAGUCGUCGAGUCUCCCUUUAUUGUACCUGCCAGAGAUGGAUCAAAACAUUCAGCAAGAUAUGCGUCUACUAGGGGAUCCGGUGCAGGUGGGAAGCCUUUCAAAGAAAAUACGCGCAAUGCUUUUGAAAGAUGAUUCCACAAGCGACACGUGGCAGCUGCACUCGGUGGAUAAGUUAGCUCAUUGA
This is a messenger RNA of Penicillium verrucosum, 1638 nucleotides long. RefSeq names its product DUF3176 domain-containing protein. Lineage: Eukaryota; Fungi; Ascomycota; Eurotiomycetes; Eurotiales; Aspergillaceae. The record is from RefSeq and is a predicted model, not a curated record. The transcript has 2 exons. Bases 1 to 1638 code for a protein of 545 amino acids.